CUUGGCAAGAAGAAUCAGUUUGAGAAACAAAUUCUCGCCAACACACCCGCCAGGUUCAUCAAAGGCAACGCGGCUCGAGAGUAUCAACAGGUAUAUAACGCUAGUAUGGCAGUAGGUAACGGCACAGAGGGGCGGCGGGCGAUAGUUUUGAAGGUGCUUGAAAGAAUGCCAGAAAAGGAAAACAUGUUACAGCGUGAACUGAAAUUGCCAUCGGUCUCUCGCUUCGUG
Messenger RNA from Hyaloscypha bicolor E, 228 nucleotides. RefSeq lists its product as uncharacterized. Lineage: Eukaryota; Fungi; Ascomycota; Leotiomycetes; Helotiales; Hyaloscyphaceae. The annotation marks the transcript as partial. The record is from RefSeq and is a predicted model, not a curated record. The transcript has a single exon.